Dermochelys coriacea (leatherback sea turtle) is the source of this 6576-nucleotide messenger RNA. RefSeq names its product transforming growth factor alpha (gene TGFA). The transcript has 6 exons. Gene Ontology annotation, biological process: positive regulation of mitotic nuclear division; positive regulation of cell population proliferation; epidermal growth factor receptor signaling pathway. Lineage: Eukaryota; Metazoa; Chordata; Testudines; Dermochelyidae. The record is from RefSeq and is a predicted model, not a curated record. Bases 643 to 1122 code for a protein of 159 amino acids.
GGCAGCUCCCAGCUGCUCCUAUCUGUGGUGUAAUGGCCAGAGAGGCCGUGGGUGGCAGGAGGGGGAACCACUGGGAAAGCGAUCACGGCUGCUAAAAAUCUCCAUGGGCUGGGCUCGCACAGCUGCCGGCCCCGGAGUUGCUGAACUUUGGGGCUCGUGGGCUGGCGAGGCAGCCCCGCUCGCUCUCAUCCCGGGAGGGACCCGGCGUGCGCCCUAGCGCGCUGCGCCCCUGGGGCUCCCCAAGGCGGAGGCGCACGGAAGCCCCUGGGCGCGCCGCUCUCUCCCCCUUCUCCAGCUGCUAGCGAUGUGGGGCCGAUCUCCCUUCCCUAGCUAGGGCAUCUCCCUGCUCCCCGCACCCACCCACGUCUCCUCCUCCUCCUCCUCCUCCUCCUCCUCUCCCCCGGCGCCUGCCCCUUCCCGGGACUCCACGGAGCGUCUCCAGUAGCCGCGGGUCCCGGGCGCCCCCCGCGCCCCUCUCGGAGGGGGCAGGAGGGUGAUGGUCGGCUCCGCUCAGGUCCAAGUGGUUGAAAGGUGAAUCCGCCUCCAUUUCCGCCCGGCGACGGAGCCCUGCCCACCGCAGGGAGCAGAGGGAACCGGCGCACCGCCACUCCGGGCGCAGCCAGGCUGGGGUACGCCUGCAAAAUGGUCAGCUCCGCCGGGGAGAUUGCAGUGGUCGCGCUGGGUAUUUUACUAGCUGUGUGCCAUGCCUUGGAGAACACAACAUCUGCCUUGAGUGGUCCCCCAGUGGCUGCCGCAGUCCGUUCCCAUUUUAACGACUGUCCUGACUCCCACAGUCACUUCUGCUUCCACGGGACCUGCAGGUUUCUGGUGCAAGAGGAGAAGCCAGCAUGUGUCUGCCAUUCUGGGUUUGUCGGGACGCGAUGCGAACACGCAGACCUCCUUGCAGUGGUAGCUGCCAAUCAGAAGAAACAAACCAUCACUGCCUUGGUGGUGGUUUCAGUGGUAGCAUCCGUCGUCCUUAUUGUGGCCUGUGUACUAAUACAUUGCUGUAGGAUAAGAAAACAUUGUGAGUGGUGCCGAGCCUUCAUCUGCAGACACGAGAAGCCCAGCGGGCUCCUGAAGGGGGGAACUUCCUGUUGCCAUUCAGAGACAGUGGUCUGAAGGAGAACUGGAUCUGACCAAUAUAUUAAUUGCCAUGGCCAGAUGGGACUGCUGCAGUAUAAUAAAGGAGGCCUAUCCCAUUCCAGAGAAGAACAUUUUUCCAUGGAAGAAAAUGCUCUGAUGGGGGAUUAGUAUCAAGCAUACACUACAUUACCUUGACUCUUCAUAUGCAUCCUGUAUUAUAGGCUGAGCUUUCGGAACCUUGCCAAAUCGAGGGCACCAUCUCCAUGGGGCUAUGCAAUGUGAAGCCAUGAAGGAAUGAGUAGACCACCUCUCAACCACCAUGGAAUCUUAAACUGUUUUAUGAGACUUCAGACUCGGACACAAAAGAACGGCACGUGGGUCAGCUUCACGUUUACGUAGAUGUGACGACUUUGGGGGGGGGGUUUGGGCGGGGGGGUAGGUUUGACACCAGUGAUUGGGAGGGGGGGAAGCUUACUGGAACUGUCUGUCGUUAUCUGUCCUGCUUUGAGACUUUAUGAAACCUACCUGAAGGCUGGGUCUUUGGUUCAUGCAUUUGUUACAUAUUUGACUCUUUAGGAGGAGCAGUUGCAGGUCUCUGUUUUUCAAAAGAGAGAACGCAGCCCUUUCAAAGGAAUGUCCUAUUUGCCUGACUGCGAUUUUUUUUCCUUUGUGCUGCCGGGGCCAUUGGGACAUUCGCCCUGCCAGAUGAAAUCUGGGGUGGGGGAAAUACAGGACGAGGUGGACUGGCCAGGGCUAUCCUUUCCUUUUCUGAUGAUAUUCAAUUCUUCUUCAUCAGGAGACAAGUUGCAAAAGAAAAAUGGCAACGCGCGAGCCAGUGUGGCGGGAGGUGGAAUGUGUUCAAGCCCCCGCAGUCCUUUGCGUUUUAAAUGUGAUGGCAGAAAAUAUUACAAGUUUUUUGAGGCAGAAAAAUGUGUUUGCGGAUUAAAUGUCUUCGAUGUACUUGGAAAGCUGAAAAAAUGGAGCAUGGAAAUAAGCAUAACAAAAUGGCAGCCAUUGGGGUGGUGGCAAUCUGGGCAUUUAGAGCCUGAUCCAAAGCUUAUUAAAGUCUUUCCAAUGUCUGUAAUGGGUUUGGAUGAGGCCCAUAGACAUGUGGCUUUUUGCAUUUCUUUAUGCUCACUAGGGACUGUUCAGAAAACUUUAGGAGUUGCUAUGUUAUGACAGCAGGAAACCUAGGGCCCAAUCCUGCAAACCCUUCCACAUGGGAAUAGAAUAAACUCAUGGGGUCUGAUUUUGAUCUUGCUUACACUGGUGUAACUCCAUUGGUUACUCCUAGUUUACUCUGGAGUGAGAUCAGAAUCAGGCCCUCUUAAGUAAAUGGGACUAUUCCCUGGAGUAUGAAUUAUAACUUGUAGGUAAAUGUUUGCAUACCCCUAGUCCCUCUUUGAGUCUGAGCGGAUAAACCCACACCGUACAUGAUGUAAUUGGAUAACAAACUUGACAGUCCCACCUAUGAAAUAUUCUUCUGAAUGUUGAUCUGAAUUUUGCUUCCGGAUCUGCCUGGCAAAUACAGUCCUAGAGUCAAAUUCACUACUAUGGGCCUAAGUGAGACCUAUCCCUCCACUGAUGUCAGUGAAGUUUCCCCUGCUUACACCUGUUAGGAAUUUGGCCCUAGGUCUGUCCUGAUGAUUGAAGAGCAGAAUUUCACCCUUAUUUGUUUAGAAGCAAAAUGUUAUGGGAGGAAUGCUUGCAACUUUAACCCAGAUCCAUAGUAGGGAUGAUAGAAACAACGUUUUUCUUUCCCAUUUAUCUUGUAUAGAGAAACCACUACCUUACUUAUUCAUUUUUCAAACUCUUACCUAAAAGAGACAACAGUCUUAUGAACUUUUUCCUAUAAUACAGCAACCUAAUGACUGGCACCAGAGGAAAUUUUGAAAUAGAUGAAAGUGAUGGUUUGUUCCAUAAUCUUAAUUGUCAGAGAUCAGCAUGUUUCAACCCUUUGCUGGACCUGCACCUUGAUUGAGUCUGACGCUGUCUUACAAUGGCCCUGAUUCUACACCUAUUAAGUCCACUCCCCUUGAUUUCUUAUGGAGGCAGAUUGACCCCAAUCAAAAGAUGGCUCUUGUCAAUCUCUGCCCUUGAUUUUUUUUCCUGCCCAACUCAGUUUAAUUCUUUUUUGAUUUAUUUUUAAAGCUGAUUUGAAAAAUUUAUUUUAAAAUAGCAGCAUCCCUGUGCCUGAGAGAUCAAUAUGGAUUAUUGCACUUGGCAGUGAUGCGGCAGGCACUUCGUCUUGAGGGUGUGGCAGCGUGGGGUAUGGUCUGGUCAAUUUCUGAGCUGUAUGUGUGACUCCGGCAGUGAUGCUAGGAGUCUGUCAAAGAGGAAAAGCCCAACGCAUCUAAUGUCCUGAUUCUGUAAAGCAGCCCUGAUCAGCAAAGCCCUUAAGCGUCUGCUUAAAGUUUAAGCAAGUGCUUAAGCACUUUCCUGAAUCGGGGAGUAAUUGCUGACUUACCCACAUUUCUCUGAUAUCUUCUAAAACAUCAGAGUACCCUCUCCUCUGUUGGCUCAAAACAACUGGAGAAGAAAUAUCUGAACUGAAGUACCAUUUAACUGCCCUGCAGCAGGUUAAUAGUUCUGCUCCGUUUCUGAGAUCCCUUAAAUCUUUUGUGUAGGGAGGGACCCUAUUGGUCUGUUCUUGGUUUCUGAGCAUUUCAGGAAACUUGGGGCCAAAUUUCCUGCUGGCAUAAGUGGCCAUAAAUUCUAUUGAUAUCAGUGGCACUCUGACCAUGUCUGUAGGUGGCAAAGUCAGCCAUUAAGAUUGAAGCGGUAUUGCUGAUGGCCAUAAUUACAAGAGCUGUAUAAAUUAGCUUAGUCCUGCUUUUUACAACAUAGGCUUUAACCUCUAACCUAGGACUCCCAAGAAAAGUUCAACCUGAUUUUUAGUGCCCUUUUUCACCUUAGAACAUGCAGAAUGCUCCAGCCAUGAGGAGUGGGGACUGUGGUUUUUAGCAUAGUUUUUAAAAAAUCGCGUUCAAAUGUCUUAUGGAAGCUGUGCAUUUUGGGCCCAAUUCCACAAGGAGCAGAGUACCUUAUAGUGCACUCUGCAGGAUAGUGCUUUCUCUCUUUUUUUGCUUUUUAUAUGGGAAUAAGACUAAAGAAUUGAUUUCUUGUAGCCUAAAUUAUUUAGGCUUCUCUUCACGCCUUGAUGCACGGGCCCAUUGGGGCGGUUAUGCUUUAUUUCACAAGCCUUGUUCCUGUUACAGGACCUGACCCUGCAGCCCGUUCCAACAUCCAUGAGCAGAGGGAUCGAUCUUGUAACUAACGGUUGGGUCAUUAGUUCUCUGACCGCCCCACCUUGUCCUCAGACCUUCCAGGGAAGUUCCUUCUCAGGAAGCUGUAUUGCCAUUAACGCUGGGUGCACCACGAGAAGUUCAUAGGAAUUCAUUCAAAAGCCUGGGUCAGAUUGACUGUGGAUGACGUUCUGACACUCUUCACCCCUUCCUAAUGGUGGUACGGUUUUAAGCCUGUCUGCUGCUUUAACAUCCCAACUCAGAUGUUUUGCAUGUUAAGGUGGCACUAACACACAGGUAUCUGAUACUCAACUAGGCAUGUCUCAGCUAGGGGCAGCUCUGUCCCUCCAUAUUACUUGGAAAUGUAUUGAUAGGCAAGAAGCUCACACAUGCCUCCUGAGUUGACCCACUCGUGAGAAUGUUCAUGCAGCCACUAAUUUGACCUUUUUAAAAACAAGGGAGACAGAUCCUCAGCUAGUGUGAAUUAACACAUUUCUAUUCACUUAAAUGGCGCAAUGCCAAUUUACACCAGCUGAGGAUCUAGCCUAGGCUUUCUGGCACUGAAUCCUUGCUUCCUCCUGCCCCGCCACCCCGAUUGCACCCUACUAAAGAGCAAUUGGAAAGGGCCAUGUGUAUAGUCUCUCUCGUAAUCCAUUCCAUGAUCUGCUCCUUGCAAUAUUUGAACUUCCAGGAUCUGAUUUUUAAAAUGGCAAUGCUUUUAAGAAUAUACCUGGAUAUUUGACUCAGAAAGUGGGAUCACAUUUCAUUAAUAUGGAAUGUACUUUAAAAAACAACAACAAAAAUUGCCUAAUUGAAGAGGGAUUGGAAAGGACAGGGAAGAAAUAAAGGUUCAUGUGACAAUGGGUAUUGGGUUCAGAAUUUAAAAUGAAGAUCUGAAUUCCUCUCCUUUCCCCACAAUGGCUUUUUCCAUACACACAAGUAUAGACAGUCCAUCCUGUGCCAGGUUGCAGGCUUUAAAUUAAUUGAAACUGUUUCAGGAUAAGAGAUUUAAAAUUAUGCUACAAGGUGCCACAGGACUCUUUUCCGCUUUUACAAAAUUAUGCUUGUUACUCGACUUUUUCUUUACUGUUAAAGUUGCAAUGCAAGAAGAGGGAAAGCUAGGAGAUCAAAUAAAUUGUGGACUUUUGACGGUAGGAAAACAAAAAGCUGCGGGCUGAAUCCUUGCUGUCACUGAAAUCUAUGGAAGAUUUGCAGGUGACUUCAUUGGCGCAGGGAUUCGGUACUAUGGUUCUAAGGCAAUCUGGAAUUGUCGCAAAAGGGUCUCAUUGAAUGUAAUGCUUUUCUGGUGACUCAGCAUAUGAAAUCCUGGCCCCAUUGUUUUGCCAUCGACCUCUGUGUAGCCAAGAUUAAGUACAAAAGAAGAAAGCAUGGCCCAGAUUGCGCUCUGUUAGACGGGUGUGAAUUCAGAGGAACUCCGUUCAUGGAGGAGACAUUUUAAAAUCAAUGGGGUUAAUCCAGAUUUAACAGCAAAAUUAGGGUCUAUCUAAUUUAACUACAACAACAAAAAAUCUUAUUAGAGCUGGCAUUUCAAGAUCAAUAAAUGUGAUUGUCAGUGGGGGGAGGGGGGAGGGAUUUUUAAAGUCACAAAGGAUGGAUAGGUGCCCAAUUUCCACAGAAAGUCAGUGGGAGUUGGGCACCCACUUCCACAAGUGCCUUUUGAAAAUCACCCCACUUUCUUUUUGAACAUGUUUGCACCCAUAAUGUGUGCUGUUUCACCCAGUGUCCCUGAUGUUCUGACAAAUUGCCUGAAACUUGCACUUCCCCCGAAUUUUGUAUACUUUUCCCCAAAAACCUCCUAUAAGAGUGCUGUUCAGUUUUUAAAAUCACACAUUUACUCAGUCUUGAAAUUUUAUGGUGCUAGGACAGAAAUACCACCUCAUUGCAGGGGCCAUGCUCAUCUGAGACAGAUAAUCUGUAUUAAUAAUAAAAUCAGCUUUAAUUCUAGGAAACUUCCUCUAGCUGGUACUCUAACCUCCAGUUGAAUUGUUAACCUUUUUUAGUCUCUCUCUCUAAGUUUAUUAUAAAUAACCAACCUGAAGCUUUUUUUAGUCAUGGUUACUCUGUCAUCUGUAUAUGUUGCACUGAAAAAGUUAAUAUUUAAUGUUUUAAUUUAUUUUGUGUGGUUAAAUUAAUUUUGAUUUCUGUACUAUGUUGUGAUUGGCUGUUUUCUCUUUAAUACCUGAAUUCUAGUUACUUAGAGUGAUAAAGUACACUUUUUUCAGAA